Messenger RNA from Pangasianodon hypophthalmus (striped catfish), 4585 nucleotides. RefSeq names its product zinc finger protein 518A. Lineage: Eukaryota; Metazoa; Chordata; Actinopteri; Siluriformes; Pangasiidae. The transcript has 3 exons. Bases 490 to 3657 code for a protein of 1055 amino acids. The record is from RefSeq and is a predicted model, not a curated record.
GGGUUCUCUGAAGGUGUAAGUCUGGCUGAAUGCGUUCAACCUGAACUUGCUUAAACAGAGUAACAUGAUCUUCUGCCUUUGAAGGCGGGCUGUUUGUCGCUGUAGUAUUUGGGUGACGUCCACUGAGUUAAUAUGACUGUUAUAAACUGUUGAUAGAAUCGCUGAAGAGGAAGCACAUGUCUGUCCUAGUAAGCUGAGGCCACCGUUUGUAUUGCAGGGCUGCAAACAAAUAUUGCGAACUGCCCAUGCAACACAUACACACCAAUUCUCCGAAAGAGGGGGAAAAAAACAACCCGGAUACUUGUUUUCCAGUGAAGUGGCACACGCCGGUAAUCGGUGUUGAUCGGCUUGGCUGGCUGGGAGCUCGGAGCUGGGAGCUCGGGGGGGAGACGCGCUGUGAGGCUGUGACUGACUGAGUGUCAUGGCCGCCGCCCGCUGCUGACGAACCGGGUUACAAUAUGAGGACGCGCGACACCACGAGUCUAUGAUAUGAACAUGGAAGUGGAACAGACAAACCCAAGCAGCCAUAAUGAGGAUCAAGCCGGUGACAAUGACAGAGGCAACUGGCGUAGACGCCUCCGACUCAGGAAAUCCUCAGCUUUGUCUCACACUGUGAAUAGUACAACUGAAGAACAGACGGUCGAUGAAGAAUUGACCAAGGAGUCAUCACAAAACGAACAAAAGGAUCACCAAAUAGUGGACAACGCUAGCAGCAAGCUCACAUUUACUUGCUCUGAUUGCAAGGAUGGCACAAGAUUUAGUCCAGAUGGUUUGUUAAAACACUUUAAAAGCUUUCAUGGAGGAAAAGGACACCCACCGCCUUUUCCUUGCGACAUGUGCAGUUUUGUUGGUUCUGACUUUACUACCAUGCAGCAGCAUUACCUGAAACACAAACACUCUAGGCUCACAUCUGAGAUGUGCAGUGACAAAGGUUUGGAAACACCCUCCCAACUCACAAAGCAUUGUCAAACACACAACAAUCAAUAUCAAUGUGAAAAGUGCAAGUUUUCUACAAAGGAGCUCACACAUUUUCUACAUAACUCUUGUCCACACAACACUGUACCAGCUAUAGACAGUAGUGAAAUGUCAGGUGUUAAGCCCAUGAAUGGUGAACUGAAUAGGAAUCUUUUGGCUGAUGCUGCAGGUGAACCCCAGAAAGAUGAGCUACUAAAGCACAUGACUACUGCCUGCCAUCGUGGGUGGAGCAGAAAGAAUUGGUGGAAAAAUAGAGAUGUUGCCCCAAAAAAACCCAAACAAACUGCUUCAGACAUCAAAUUCCUGACUCCAAAUUCAGAAAUCCAGUGGACAUCUGCAAAAUUUCUGCCUUUCUCAGCUGCAGGUUUGCUUGAUGAAAACGGUGAACUACUACAUCCAACGCGGACCUUAGAGGAGACUAAGCAGUUUCUGGAAAGGACAGUUAACUGUGGAAGAAAAUGGCCAGCGACUCUAAAAGGUGAACCAGAUCUCUCAUCUCUGUCCUGUCCCGGACCCUUCCUCUCUGAGCCAAAGAUGAAGCGAAGUGUCACAUCACUUCCUGUACUGAAUUCUGGGAACGAACUUUCUGGUCUCAUGGAAAAGAACAAUAUCUCAGUUCCACCUGAUUGCACUACAAAGGUUGUUGGUUUCAAGAUGGUGGAUGGAAAAAAGCAUCUUGUUCUUAAAGUCAUACCUUCAGCCAAGCCAGAGGUUUCUUCAGACACAGGAGAAGAACCUGCAAGAUUAAACCAGGAAGAAAGAAAUGAUAUACAAUUAGACCCUCAUAUUGAGAGGCCCAGUGAUCAAAUGUGCAGUGAAUCAGGCAAUAUUACCACUGCAGAUUCCACAAUCAACGGCUACGAUUCUACCUCAACUUCACACCAGCCCAAAAAACAAGGACUUGGUGAAGAAGAAGAAGAAGAAGACCAAGAUACAAUAGGAGAUGCAUCUCAGGUUGAUAACACUGAAAAUGACUGUAGCAAUGACCUAUGUGCGUUCAGUGACAGUCCUGAUGCACCUGCACAACUCACUCUCUCAGGAAUAGAGGAGGUUUUUAAUGUAGUAAGUCAGACUAAGAAUGAAAAACCAGCAUCUCCUGAGGAAAUGUUUAACUCUAAUGACACAAUUGACCUCAAUGGAGAAAAUACAGAUGUGCCAGGGGAAGAACAUUCUGUCAGAGAGGCAGAUAUCCAAACCCUGCAAACAAAUAUGCAGGAGAUAAGUGACAAACCAAAACACACAGAAAAUCAGGAAAGAGCAGCAAGAGAUUAUCAAGAAAUUAAUUCUGAGCCUUCCACAAGUCAAGAUGAUAUGAGUGUUGAAGAUAUGUCUUCCAGUAUUUCAUCUGAUUUUGGCAGCAUGGAAGAGGGAAUAAACUCCCAGCUCAUAACCUUGAUGUCUGAGAAAGACAGAAGCCCUGAUACAUACAUGAAGAAUGUGGAUAAAAAGUCAGUGGAAGAAGCAACUAUAAUACAAUUGCCUCUGGAUUACAGGAAUGAACAGAAAAUGGAGAAAGUUUUAAACUCUCCCACAAAUCAAAACGGAGUAGCCAUGAUAGAAUCGAAUAUUAUUGAUCCAAACGUAGCUUCCCCUCACAAGAAUACUACUGACUCUCUGUUUAUUUCCCCAAGUGAACAUGGAAGCCUGUUUUUCCAAUACAGUGGAGAUGAGAACACAAACAACAUAGACCCUAGAUAUGCUCAUGUCCCGCCAGAUCAGAACUGUACAAUGGAAACUGUAGAGGAACCUUAUUUACCACUGCUAUCGCUCGAAGACUCUUGCCGUAAUCCAGACCUGUAUCAGACACUCGAAGAGCUCCCCGUUACCACAGUAAGCCAUUUGCUUGAUGAUUCUGAAGUUACGUACAGAGGUAUUACCUCUCAGUCUGAACCAGGUAGCAUGGCUACCCAGCAAGUGGGUAUGCACUCACCCAAAGCCAUACCAGUAGCAGCAGUGACUAAUGACAAGGCCACUUCACAGCUACCACUAAUGACUGAACCUACUAUCGGCAGUAGGAGACAGCGAGAACCAACCACAAAAGACUCUCAGGGACGCAUCUCAAAACCUAAAAGACGGCUUGUUCGAAAUUCCCAAGAAAGCAAGUCAUCAGCAUCUAUCCCUUACUGGGAACCGCCUGCUCCAGAAAUAGAAAGGACUCUACGGCUCUUUCCUGUUCGCUCCUCACAGCCUGUAAAAGUACCACGUCUAAACCAGCCUGUUGUAGUCCUCAAUCACCCGGACACGGAUAUUCCCGAAGUGGCAAACAUUAUGAGAUCAGUUCACAGGCACAAAGGGGCUGUGCAAAGGGUCGUCCUUUCUCAGGGAACUCUAAAAGCCCUUUCAGAGCUUAACUGUGACACAUUCCGUAAUAUAUGUGCAGACAACUUGCAGUCGUCUCUCUACAGAAGAGUGCGGCCUCAAGGGACAGUUAAAGAAAGGUUCAUCCUCAAUCUGAAGCUGAAGAGGUUAGGUGGGAAUAAGUUUAAGGUGGCAAAUCUAAGCUCUAAUGCUACCCAGCUUCAGUCAGGCUUCAGGUGCUGGUUUUGUGGUCGCCACUUUAAGAACCAGGAGGUGUGGGUAGGUCAUGGUCAGAGGCAUAUUAUGGAGGCUACACGCGACUGGAACAAGUUAUUCAACAGUGAAGGGCAGGGUAAUGGCUCAGAGCAACAAUCCUUCUAUUGAGCUUGUGUGAUUUCAUAAGCAUUGCUUCAUGGAAGCCAUUUUUUUUGGUGCAUUGAUUGUUUUAGAAGAUUUUGAAUAGGCUGGAACGAGGUUUAUACAGCUCAGGGUUCGCAAAACAGGUCAUGUAAUGUGUAUUUCUGGAUUUUUGAGCUUUAUCAGCAUGUCACUCUUAGUAGUGUUAGGUUGAUAAACCAUCUCAGGGACAGUAGGUCAGAAUUAUUUAUUUGUUCUUUUUACUUUGGUGUCAGUGUACGUUAUUGUAAAAGCAAUAUGCAUUAUUUAUAUAAAGAUUUCAAAAGCACUUGUUUAUAAUGUGGUCUGACCAAAAUAAAAUAGCAUUGCUGUAGAAUUUAUUUAACUGAUCUAAAAACAGCACUAUCUGUUGGAUUACUUUAUUUAUAGCUUUAAUUACGUUCAUCUAACUGAAGAUGUUGAUUUUUUUGUUGAAUCUGCUGAUAAAUAUAUUAAUGAAUUAUUUGACAAAAAUCCAUCUUUAUUUUUUUUGCAUUAAUUUAAUAUGUAAUAAUUGCUUACUGGUUUUAAGCUGAGCUCAUGUCUUUGCCGUUGAGCUUUUUUUUUUUUUUUUUUUUUUUUUUAAAUGAGUCUUUGCAAAGCCAGAAUUAUUUAUUCACUUAGAUGAAAACAACUGCAUUUGAGGCAUUUGCUAUUUGUUAUCUAACCUUACCAGGUGUACAUUUUUGCUAUGAGAACACAAUCAGAUUUGACAAAUCAGUUAUAAAGGUUUUGUGGAAUUGUGAUAUUUAUCGACUACAGCAUUUCUCUAUAAUGUUAUCAUUGUCUUGUAUACCAAAGGUGUUGUCUGUUCCCCCCCCCAUGCUAUGGUGGUUCAGCUGAAUUCAGAAUUCAGUGUUAUCAUUGACUGAAGUCCAUUUCAACUUCGUUUGUAUGUUCCUAUUCAAAAAGUGAG